GGAGGGGCCGGGGCCGGGGCGCCCCCUGGCGGCCGCGGGCCCGGCUCACGCCGCAGGGCGGAGGCAGGUUCUAGUGACGGCGGAAGUGGGAGCGGCUUGUGCAGCCCGCCCCGGCCGGCAGCGGAGCGCUUGGCAGGGGCCGGUGGCCGCCAUGUCGGCGCUGGCCCUAGAGGAGCUUUCGGCCCUGACGGCUAUUUACUGCCAGCGGGAUGAGUGCGCGGUGCUGGCCGUGUCAGAGACAGAUGGAAUCACAUUAAGAAUUCAAACCAGCGUGAAAGGACUUUUGGAUUCAGAUAUACUGUUAAAGCUGUCAUUUCACUUGCCGGUCAGUUAUCCCUCAAGCCUGCCGAAUAUCUCUAUUAAUUCAGAACAGCUUACACGGGCACAGUGUAAGGAUGUGAAAGAAAGAUUACUUGAGCAAGCCAAGAGACAUCUUUCUGAACCUAUGGUACAUGAGCUGGUCCUCUGGAUACAACAGAAUAUUAAGCACAUCAUUGGGCAAUCAGAAACUUCAGUUUGCAAUGAAAAAAGUACUUUGUCAAGAUGCAUAAGUACAGAGGAUGGUAUAUGGACUAUCCUUUUGCAUUUAGAUCACAUGAGAGCUAAGACAAAAUAUGUCAAAACUGUGGAAAAAUGGACUUCAGAUCUAAGGCUGACUGGAAGACUGAUGUUUAUGGGCAAGAUAAUACUGAUUCUUCUGCAAGGAGACAGAACCAGCAUUAAGGAAUACUUGAUUCUUCAGAAAACCUCUAAGGUAGAUGUGGACUCAAGCGGAAAGAAAUGCAAAGAGAAAAUGAUUAGUGUACUGUGUGAAACAAAAGUACAGACAGAGCAUAAAAGGUUUCAGGCAUUUGAAGUCAAAGAAUAUUCAACUUUGGAUGAGCUACAAAAGGAAUUUGAAGCUGCAGGACUUAUUGAUCUUUUCUUUGAAUUUGUGCCUGCUUUGUUAAAAUAAAUUUGUAAGAAAACAUUGGAAUCUUUGAUUAUAGCAGCAGUUGACUGUAAAAAGUGAGAAGAUAAAAUGAAAUGUUUGAGAACAUCUUUAAAGCCGCUCUGCAGCAAAAUUCCAAAGAAGAAGACAUCUACUUUCAAGAAACAAAAGGCAAUUCGCAUGUUAUGAAAAGAUCAUGUUUUUGACUGUGCAUUGGCUUUUGACAGGAAAUGCUGAGUUUAACAGUUGAACUGUUAGGUCAAAUAUGAAGGAUGGUGGGGAAAAAUCACCAUUCCUUUUCUCCGAGAUUCAGUUAGAAUGGUAUCAUCUCCAGUUGUCCUGUAAUUAAAGUAUAUUUGUCAAGAUA
Mauremys reevesii (Reeves's turtle) is the source of this 1298-nucleotide messenger RNA. It is a transcript of the gene RWDD3, whose product is annotated as RWD domain containing 3. NCBI's taxonomy places the organism in Eukaryota, Metazoa, Chordata, Testudines, Geoemydidae. The transcript is spliced from 4 exons. Gene Ontology annotation, molecular function: protein binding. Gene Ontology annotation, biological process: positive regulation of protein sumoylation; positive regulation of hypoxia-inducible factor-1alpha signaling pathway. The coding region runs from base 152 to 955 and encodes 267 amino acids. The record is from RefSeq and is a predicted model, not a curated record.